Colletotrichum abscissum is the source of this 231-nucleotide messenger RNA. RefSeq lists its product as uncharacterized. Bases 1 to 231 code for a protein of 76 amino acids. The record is from RefSeq and is a predicted model, not a curated record. Lineage: Eukaryota; Fungi; Ascomycota; Sordariomycetes; Glomerellales; Glomerellaceae. The transcript is spliced from 2 exons.
AUGUACCUUACUGCCAUUCCGCUGACGGAAGGAAGGUAUUUGGCGGCGGCACUCGCUUUGGGCAAGAAGGCAGUUGCCAGCAUCAGAUUAACGUGGAAACAUCGGAUGUUCAACAGCAGGAAGGCGGCACAGGAUUACGGCUCUGAACUGGAAGCAGCAACUCAAUCUCACGCCUUCCUCUAUCCACCCCCUUUUCGCGCAGGGGCAUUCGAUCCCACGUUACCCACUUAA